CCUUUUGAGAUUUUUUUCCAGUUUUUAUUUUACUUAGUUUGGUAUUAUUGUUUCAUUCAUGAGCGAUUCUUCUGACGAUCUUUUGUCAGCCGACACCUUAAGCCUGGUGUCGUCUAGAAACAGUGUAAUUGACGAUUCUAGCGCAGACCAGCUAAUAGAUCUAUUAGUGUUUAUGCGGCAACAUGAACGUCAAUAUUGUUCGUUUUCUCCCCAUUGUUUGUUUGUACGUUAUUAUCGGGCGGUCGCGGCAAACAUUUGUGAAAUGUGUUUAUAUUUCUCUUACUCCAUUUCCACGUGCAUGGUAGCCCUUCAAUACUUUUGUCGUGUUUGCAGCGCCCUCGACGUUGGUCCUAGCGACCUAAACGCCAUUUCUGUAGUAUGUGUAAUCUUAGCUGCAAAGUACGAGGAGCGAAGCUCCAAGAUUCCUUCCUAUUCUAAUCUUCUCCAUUUUAUUCCAAACGAAUUCAAGAGCGCCAAAUCGCUGGCGCACUGGGAGCUACGUGUCCUGAGCGUGCUCCAAUGGGAACUCCACUGCAACACGGCAGCGCACUUCCUGAAUCUGCUGCUGUCCGUCCUUCGAACCUCGCUGGGCAGCCAGUUCAACGCGCUGCAGACCCUCGCGCUCGACUCGCUCCAAAGCCUUCUGCUGUGGUACCCGACCAUCCUGACGCGGCCGUCGCUUCUGGCCGCGGGAGUGAUCGCUGCGGCGCGGCGGAUGCUGGGAGUGCGGUGA
This is a messenger RNA of Blastocystis hominis, 733 nucleotides long. RefSeq lists its product as hypothetical. The coding region runs from base 59 to 733 and encodes 224 amino acids. Gene Ontology annotation, molecular function: cyclin-dependent protein serine/threonine kinase regulator activity. Gene Ontology annotation, cellular component: cyclin-dependent protein kinase holoenzyme complex; nucleus; cytoplasm. The record is from RefSeq and is a predicted model, not a curated record. Gene Ontology annotation, biological process: mitotic cell cycle phase transition; regulation of cyclin-dependent protein serine/threonine kinase activity. NCBI's taxonomy places the organism in Eukaryota, Bigyra, Opalinata, Blastocystidae. The transcript is spliced from 4 exons.